GUUAGGGGUUAAAAUUUUCUUGAGAGCGUUGGACUGGGGAACGAAUUUGGCUUGGAUUUGAGAGCCUCGGCUCACAUGAAGGUCCGGAUUGGACAGGGAGGUGUUUGGGACAACAAAAAUGGUAGUUUGGGGUGUGUUUAAAAGCAACCCGUUCUGAUUACAUCUUUCUCCCUUGUGUUCCUUCUACCCCAGGUUUGAAUUUUCUCGGAGAAAGACAGGCCGGCCACGAGGAAAAAAGAAAAGCCGCGUCAACAUCUAAGCCCUUGAAAGGAUCCUGAGCGGGGGGAAAGGGAAAACAGCAGCCACCGGCCCAACCACUUGUGUCUUCUGUCCCUUCCCACCUAUCUUGCCCACCCCACCAGCCCACGCUGCUUGGGACUUGAAAUCUGUGGCCGAAGGACCGUCACCACAUAACUUCAAAAAUAAUCAACCACCCUCCCUUCCCAAACCCACCCAAAUUCACUUACCAGCGUUUACUUUUUUGAAUCCACUCAGAACUUUUUUUCUACGACCCCCCCCCUCCCUAAAGGGAGUUGGGAGGGGGGGAAUGAAUACUGAGUUGGCCUUUGUUUUUUUAAGAGACUUUUUGAUCCAAUGAGGCCCCCCAAAUAGAAAUUUGGGUCCUGGUUGGUGGUUUCAAUUUUUUUUCUCCAAAAUUUUAACCCCCUCCCCCCUGAGCCCGAGGUGCUGACGUCGCAAAAAAAUUGGAUAGUAAGUGUCGAAUUUUCAAAAACGAGCCUUGCAACAAGAAAUCAACGUUUCCCUUUGUGAAACCAAAAAAUGAGAGGAAGAAAUGAGACCAUAGAGCUGGAGAAAGGACCAAGCCGGUCACUUAAUCUCCAUUAAAAGGGGCCUUUGUGUCUAACAGUCUCUCUACCACCUACUUCUUCCCUGCCCUGCUGCAGGCUAGGAGAGGGGAGGGAGGGCCCGCAAGUGAGCAUUUUGAUGGUUAACCCUUGGUAAUCCAGCCAAUUUCCAGACUGCCAAGCGUUAAAUUUGCUUUUAUAAGGAGGAAUGGCUACCGUCCUCCCUUUAGCAGCAGUCUUCAAAAGGGUUAAUGAGCUCACAUACAAAAGAUGGUGGAUCUUGUGGCUCAGAAGUCCCACUUCUUUGUGUGUGAGACAAGCAGGGCGCCUUUCAAUUUGCCAGAUUAAUAAGCAAUCUGUACAUAAAGAUUGCAGGGUAAGGAGAUGGGCACAAAUAUUAGCUGGCUAUGAUUUAAGAUUGUUAAAUCCUCUCGAUUUAAUGUAAUGUGCUUGGGUUAUAUUUGUGUGGUUAAAAUAGGUGGCAAUCUAGGAAUAAAGAUUGCAAGACACUUAAUUCAGGACAAAAUAUAAUAGUGCCAGUACAUACAAGAUAGUAGUUGAAGUAAAUGUUUUGUAAUUGUUGCAGAUUGCCUAAGUUAUUUAAAAGCAAAAGAUUAACAUUUUAACUUGAUACUUUUUGAUGGGAUUAGAGGGUGGAAAGGUUGGGGAAUGUGGAAUUCAGGAGUAUAAUUUUUAAAGCCAUUUAGUGCACUUGAAUGCUAGCUUUCUAAAAAAAUUGUGUCGUUAAUAGGAUUUUUUCUUCCCUGCUUCAAUAUGGCGACUUUCCUUGUCCUUUUGUCUUCCAAGCAGUGCCGCAGAUUGUGUCUCCCAUUUUUGUCCUCCCUCAGCCCUAUUUGUUGAGGGAGCCAAGUCCUCCCCCUUUCCCUUUGUUUGGAGGAUGGGGGUGAUCGAUGUCCUGCAUUGAAUCAUGGAGGUUUCUAGGCAGAACUGGAAAGCCAUUUGGUACAACUGCCAUGGUGACGGGUGAGACUUCAGGCUAAUUUUCUACUGGGUGUGAAUUCUCAAGUUACUAAACUUAUGGAUUGGAUGGGAGGGACAUGUCUUCCACAUGUCUAUUGACCACAAGUUUUUUUUAUCUUUUAAGCAGUUUGCAUUGUGCCUCUGCAGCAUACCUUCCUUGGGAGCUGAACAUUCUGCCCACUGGGGUUCCUGAUCUCUAGUGAGCAGGGGAUUAAUAAAGACAAUCUUCAUUAACUUGGGAGAUGAGAAACAAAGUCCUUCUGGAAAAACUGAUCCUUGUAGUUUGUGGCCAGAGUUCUAUUCUGGGAUCCUUUCCUGUUGGGAUGGGGUGGGGGUGGUGAUUUAUGAAUAAGCUUUCGGGGAGCUCAUGCACCAGGUUUUCAAAAUAACUGAGGGAUAGGGCUUACUACUUAGAAGAAAGGUACAUCCUUGUGAACCACCUCAGAGACAUAAUUCAGUCCACUGUUGAGUCACGUUAAGAAAUGCAUCAAACAUUGAGGAAAGGAAGGGGAAAUGCUUAGGUACAAAGCAUUUUCAUUUCCAGAAAUGCUAAAGCCUCUAAGUUAAGCUAAACUCUGACUCCUUCCUCCUUUGUUAGAAGAGUAUUGUGAUUGUUUUAAAAAGAACUCUGACUUGCAUAGAAUUUUUGUCCUGAACCAACCCUGUUCUGUUUCAUUGGUGAUGGGUAUGGAAUAACUUUAGCCAAGCUAAAUAGUUUUCACCCUAUUUAAUUAAAUAACUCUCAAGUAUAAUUCAUUUUGGAGGCAAGAGUCAGUGUCACUUCUGGACUUUUAAAUUGUAUCACUGGUAAGAAUAGUAGAAAACUCCCCAGUGCCUUGUGUCAGUUGUGGAGGUCUCUGCCUGCAACAUCCUCCAUAAAGAGCAUAGGAUAGGACAAGGUGGAGAUAUCCCAGGGCUUGCUCCCUCCACCCUCCCUUCUGUACUGCCUUCAAGGAAAUUACAGUAUAUCAUGCACUAGAUUAUUUUUGGUUCCAGAAAGCUUCCUCAAGCUUCCAUUGCAGGCUCCAUAUUAUGACUAGGUAAUGUUAUGACACUUGGUCACUGCCCCGCCCCUGGUCACUCAUUUGCCUUUUGUACUGGAGGCUUGUGCCAGGAAUUUAGGCUCUUUAUUCCUUUCCACUUGAGUGCCUUGGAACUUCUUUCAAAAUGUACUAACUUCAAAAGAGGGAAAUUGGGUUGUCAGACACUUGGGGUCCUUAAUUUUAAAUGAGUGAAAGCUAAUCUUCCUGUGGGAAAGUUAUGAGAAAACUCACCUUUUAAUCACAAGAUUGGUGCUUGUGAGAGAAAAUUUAGUUUUGUUCAUUGUAUUUUUUAAAUAUAAUAGGGGAAAAUAAUGGAAAAUGAAUAUUUAACAUUACUUCUGCUUUGUCUCCUAGCUUCUCUUGACUGACUUAUUCUUGCUUGUUACGAAUGAGAAUGGAAAAGUCCCUGGGUCCCAUUCCCAGCAGAAGGCGCUAGACAGAAUUUAGCUUUGUACUAAUUGAUCUCUCUUGUCUCCCAUCCUCUUAAGUGAAGGAACAUUUGAGCUCAGGUGAUAAUUUUUUGAGUUUCUGAAGGAAGCAGGGGUAGCAGGCCUGUUGGCUUAACUGUUAGUUGGAUAUGUAAAAGGGAGUUCUCCAAGGUGAUGUAUAUUCAACUCCAGUUUUGACUCUGGGGUCAGCUGUAUUUAGGAGGGCUGGUUUGAGGUGAUAGUUUAAUUGAAGGCUUUUUUGUCAAAUUGUAUAUAUCUUGGUUGCUGAUGAUAUGUGUUAUUUGGAUUUGUUCAUUGCUUUUUCAGUCUUCAAUAGACGGAAAAUCUGUUUUAUAUCUCCGUUUAUUGUAUCUAUAUAUCUCUUUUUAGUGCCUGUAGUAUGUGGUAUCUACUACAUGGGAAAAUUUCCUUUAUCCUUGUGUCUGUCUGUAUAAGAAUCACCACAGAUUUGGUCUGUGCGCUUCUUAUCUGAUAUUCUUCAAUGUUUUUUCCUCUGACUUCAGGGUCUACCUGAACUUGUGGAAGUUCCAGGGCGGCAGUCACAGCACAAUUAACCCAGAUUUGCUCCUCUCUCAGCAUUUCUUACCUCAUCUCCUCUCCCUGUAUUCAGUGCGCACUUUGUGAUCUCAAGAACCAGCUCCCUCUCCUCCUUCUGCCUCUUUUUGCCAAGGUUGUUAAGACCUAUGCAUUUAGAAAUUUACUGAGCUUUUUGUUGGGAGGACUUAAAGGUUAAGAUUGUUGCAGUUUAUUGUUUGUUUUUUGUCUGAGAACUAAUUUACAUGAUAGGAAAACUGUUCUCUUUUCUGCACAAAAUAUAUUCGUUUUUGUAAAGCCUUGAUUUCCCCACACUUCUGUUGGGAUCCUGUCUGUUAACUGUGCUAGAAGCAAGGUGCACGAGGUUUUCUUCUUGCUUCCUUCCUUCCCAAUGUGUUAACUUGAUUUCCCAAAAGCAGAUAUUAUUGAGGUGGCUUUCUUUUGGGGUUCUCAGAGGUGUUUUGAGGUAUUAUGGGUAAAAAUACCAAUCAAAGCCAUAUUGAUUCUCAACUUCCUCUCUGGAACUUGGUUUCUGGCCUAGAAAUUGCUUCACACUUCUCUAUCCCACAUCAGCAGUUUAACUUUUAACUCCUUUUCUGACCUGGUCUAACCUAGCUACUUAAAAUUUAAUGGCAUUUUCCCACCUUCUACCUUUAUUCCAUCUUUUUGAUUCCAUGAUUUUUAAUUUCAGGCCUUUCUUAGGGAUCUUGAAUAGUGAUAUGAUUUGGGGGUGGGUGGAAAUAGGGGAUCAGAUUUGCACCUUUGCUUUUGAAACCACAAACUAAUCAUGCUCUUAACUUUGAAACAAUAAAAACUUUCGCAGUAUUUGGUUAAUGAGCGACAUUCCAUUUAAGGCUGAGGACCUGCUUGGUUGCCUUUGCAUCCAUUUGUCUCCAUUUCUGGGAACUACACCUCCCCCGAGGAAAGGUUCUGUUUUCAAGUUUUGUUUCUUUGUCACCUAUCACUUUAGCUGAUUGUCGACUGGUGCAAGUAGUACAUAUCCUGCCACUUGUGAUUAUGAUUCUUAAUGAGCUAAGUUAAAAAGGAAUUGACUACUCCUGGAAGACAUUUAGCCCAACACCCAAGAUUGUCCUAGUUUUUAUCAAGUCACAGGUGGUUUUUUUCAAACCAGAUUUACAAGCAACGAAGUAGAGAUAGGACUUAACAAUAAGCUAAAGUACUUUGGAGAAUUGAGCAUUUUGUUACAGGGAUGUGAAUCUUAGCUCUAAUGCUAUUUAAUUGUCAGCUGUCCUAGGAAGGAUGUAACUGGGAGGGGAGAGGUGCGCUGCCCUAGUCCUCCAGUCAUGUAGUAGCCAUGCUUAACUUGCCAGGGCUGUUUUCUCAGUGCUGACUAUGGUCUGUGUUGAUUUUCCUUAUUUUAAAAUGGUGAGUGUAGUUGAACAUAAAUUGAAUAGUCACUAUAUUUUGUCAGAUGUGGAAAUGGGUUUUAUUAGAGGACAUGCUGGCAUUGUCCUUGCCACUCAUUUAUUCUGUGGGUUUGUUUUGUUCUCUCAUCUUAGAAACCUCAGUCAUGGGUUCAGGUCCCAUAGACCCCAAAGAGCUUCUCAAAGGCCUGGAUAGCUUCCUUAACCGAGAUGGGGAAGUCAAGAGUGUGGAUGGGAUUUCCAAGAUCUUCAGUCUGAUGAAGGAAGCACGGAAGAUGGUGAGUCGAUGCACUUACUUGAACAUUCUGCUGCAGACUCAGUCACCAGAAAUAUUGGUCAAGUUUAUUGAUGUUGGUGGCUACAAGCUUCUUAACAAUUGGUUGACAUAUUCAAAGACGACCAACAACAUGCCCCUGUUGCAACAAAUUCUGUUGACCCUGCAGCACCUACCACUCACCGUGGACCACCUCAAGCAGAACAACACAGCCAAACUGGUGAAGCAGCUGAGCAAGUCAAGUGAGGAUGAAGAGCUCCGGAAAUUGGCCUCAGUCCUGGUCAGCGACUGGAUGGCUGUCAUCCGCUCCCAGAGUGGUGCCCAGCCUGCUGAGAAAGAUAAGAAAAAGCGGAAAGAAGAGGGAAAGGGUCGAACCACCCCUCCUGAGCGACCUUUAACUGAGGUGAAAGCUGAGCCUCGGGCUGAGGAGGUCCCAGAGAAGAAGAAGGAGAAGCCCAAGUCUCUUCGAACCACAGCGCCCAGUCACGCCAAGUUCCGCUCCACCGGAUUGGAGCUGGAGACCCCGUCCCUGGUGCCUGUGAAGAAGAGUGCCAGUGCAGUGCUGGUUUCUGACAAGUACAACCUUAAGCCCAUCCCCCUCAAGCGGCAGAGCUCGGCAGCUGCCCCAGGAGACUCUGCGCCCCAUGCAGAGAAGAGGUACAAGCCGCUCAACACAACACCCAAUGCUACCAAAGAGAUCAAAGUGAAGAUUAUCCCGCCACAGCCUAUGGAGGGCCUGGGCUUCCUGGAUGCUCUCAACUCGGCCCCCGUUCCAGGCAUCAAAAUUAAGAAGAAGAAGAAGGUGCUGUCGCCUACCGCUGCCAAGCCAAGCCCGUUUGAAGGGAAAACAAGCACAGAGCCAAGCACAGCCAAGCCUUCUUCCCCGGAGCCAGCACCUCCUUCUGAAGCUAUGGACACAGACCGUCCAGGGACCCCAGUUCCCCCUGUGGAAGUCCCAGAGCUCCUGGACCCAGCCUCUUUGGAGCCAGGAGCCCUGGAUGCAAAACCAGUGGAGAGUCCUGGUGAUCCCAGCCAGCUGACCCGGAAAGGCAGGAAGAGGAAAACUGUGACGUGGCCUGAGGAGGGCAAACUGAGGGAAUAUUUCUAUUUUGAACUGGAUGAAACUGAACGAGUAAAUGUGAACAAGAUCAAGGACUUUGGCGAGGCAGCAAAGCGAGAGAUCCUGUCAGACCGACAUGCGUUUGAGACGGCCCGGCGUCUGAGCCAUGACAACAUGGAGGAGAAGGUGCCGUGGGUGUGCCCCCGGCCCCUGGUUCUGCCCUCACCUCUUGUCACCCCUGGAAGCAACAGCCAGGAGCGGUACAUCCAGGCUGAGCGGGAGAAAGGCAUCCUUCAGGAGCUCUUCCUGAACAAGGAAAGCCCUCACGAGCCUGAUCCUGAGCCCUAUGAGCCUAUACCCCCGAAGCUCAUCCCCCUAGAUGAGGAGUGUUCCAUGGAUGAGACCCCAUAUGUUGAGACUCUGGAACCUGGGGAGGCCGGCGGCUCACCUGAUGGGGCCAGUGGCUCCAAGUUGCCUCCUGUUCUGGCCAAUCUUAUGGGAAGCAUGGGUGCUGGGAAGAGCCCCCAGGGUCCUGGAGGAGGAGGCAUCAAUGUCCAAGAGAUCCUCACCUCCAUCAUGGGUAGCCCAAAUAGUCAUCCUUCAGAGGAACUGCUGAAGCAGCCGGACUACUCGGACAAGAUCAAGCAGAUGCUGGUGCCACAUGGACUCUUAGGCCCUGGUCCAAUAGCCAAUGGUUUCCCACAAGGAGGCCCUGGGGGACCCAAGGGGAUGCAGCACUUCCCCCCCGGUCCUGGGGGACCUAUGCCAGGUCCCCAUGGAGGCCCUGGGGGCCCUGGUGGGCCAGUAGGUCCACGUCUCCUGGGUCCCCCACCCCCUCCCCGGGGGGGCGAUCCCUUUUGGGAUGGCCCUGGUGACCCCAUGCGGGGUGGCCCGAUGCGGGGGGGUCCAGGUCCUGGUCCUGGACCAUACCAUAGAGGUCGUGGAGGCCGAGGAGGAAAUGAACCUCCUCCUCCUCCUCCAUUUCGAGGGGCCAGAGGAGGUCGCUCUGGAGGAGGACCCCCAAAUGGACGAGGGGGCCCUGGUGGAGGCAUGGUUGGAGGUGGUGGGCACCGUCCCCAUGAAGGCCCUGGCGGUAGCAUGGGUGGAGGACACCGUCCCCAUGAAGGCCCUGGUGGUGGCAUGGGCAGUGGCAGUGGUCAUCGUCCUCACGAAGGUCCUGGCGGUGGCAUGGGUGGAAAUGGUGGACACCGCCCCCAUGAAGGCCCUGGACAUGGGGGGCCUCAUGGCCACCGGCCUCAUGAUGUCCCUGGUCACCGAGGCCAUGACCAUCGAGGGCCACCUCAUGAGCACCGUGGCCAUGAUGGCCCUGGCCACGGAGGAGGGGGCCACCGAGGGCACGAUGGAGGCCACAGCCAUGGAGGAGACAUGUCAAACCGCCCUGUUUGCCGACACUUUAUGAUGAAGGGCAACUGCCGCUAUGAGAACAGCUGUGCCUUCUACCACCCAGGGGUCAAUGGGCCCCCCCUGCCCUAGGGACCCCCCCGUCCUCCCCACACUGUUAUGGCUUCUGUGAGGCCCGUUUGUCCCUUCCCCAGCUGAGGAGGAGCCGGCCUCCUCAGUCCCCACUGCUCAUGUUCCUGGGGUUCUGAUCACUGGUGCGCACUGAUGUACAUCCUCUCCUCCAGUCUGGGGAGGAGGGCCUGGACAUGCUGUACCCCACUGCUCAAGAAGAGACUCGGCUGGCUUCCCUUUGUGAGGAGAUUUGCCCUGGAACACAAGCCCCUUUCCAGUAUUACCUUUAAUGCCUGAGAGCCUAAUGCUGGCUGUUCCGGAGAGCACCGGCCCCCUGUGAGUCCUCCCCACGCACAGAGCUCUUGAUGUGGGAUCAGCUGCACUUAUGAAACCAUCCCAGCCAAGUUCACUAUCCUCAUGGGGUGGGGAGAUGGUAAAAGGGGUAUUGGAUAUCCCACUGCACUGACAGGGCUCCCCACUCCUCCCUCGACACCAGCUGGACACAUUCUGAGUUCUUUCUCCAGUCAGACUCUGCAGCCUUGUGUGAGCAUUGUGUCCGCAUCGUGGCUGCUGGGCUUGAUGAUGGCAUGUCCACAACUGCCCCCAGUGACGGGCUUGUGGGCUGUGGUGGCGUCUGCCUUGCACACACAGCUCAUUCUGGAAACAAGCACUUCAGCGAGACCAGCUGUUCAUGAACUGAAGCCUGGCGUGCUGGGCCCGACAGUCACACUACAUGUACCGCCUUGGGAUUUAGCUCGUUUCCUAUCCCCACCUGGGACCUUGUUGGAGUGAGGCCACCUCUGAGUCCCCGCCAGGCACCUUCCUGGGUGCAUUCACCAACACAGCUGGCCCUUACCCAGCCCUCCUCCACCUGUCUCGGCAUCAGUUGUUUUCUAUGAAAACUGGAUUGGUUGGGUUUUGUGCAGGGUCUUGGGUUAGAGCCACAAUGGAUUUGAGGAUGAGUAUUUUUUUUCUUUUGGUUUUGUAUAUUUUGUACAUUAAUAAUAAACAGUGGAAAGAGAAGCAGCUUAUUUAA
Miniopterus natalensis is the source of this 9041-nucleotide messenger RNA. NCBI's taxonomy places the organism in Eukaryota, Metazoa, Chordata, Mammalia, Chiroptera, Miniopteridae. The record is from RefSeq and is a predicted model, not a curated record.